ACAAAAAAUUUAGAUUUUGUGGUCUAGAUCCUAAAUUUACUAUCAAAUUAUUUAAUAUUUUAUCAGUAUUUGUAUGAUUAAACAUUUAAAGAAUUGAAAAAACACGAUUUGAGAAACAGAAUCUACAGUGUGCAUCUCACCCGUUCCUCAACAUUUUUAUUUUUCUCUGGAAUUUCUUGAAAGGAAGACAACAACAUUUCCUCUGCAAAUUUGUAAUAUUUCAGAUUGUUUGAAAUUGGGCGAUGGAUCAAACGAGAGGGCACGGAAGCAUUCAAAUGCUGCUUAGCGCAGAACAUGAAGCUCAGCAGAUUGUAGCAGAUGCUAGAAAUUUGAAACUGGCGCGGCUGAGGCAUGCCAAGGAAGAAGCCGACAGGGAAGUCGCCUGCUACAGAGCUCAAAUGGAAGCCGACUACCAAAAGAGCCUCUCUGAGUCUUUUGGGAGCUCCGACUCGGUAGUGAAAAGGCUGGAGUCGGAGACAGAGGCGAAGAUCAAGAGCUUGAAGGAAACAGCAGGGAAAGUGUCCCCUGAGGUUGUGAAAAUGCUUCUCAAGCAUAUAGUUAUUGUCAAAUCUUGAUGUGAUCAAGAAUUAAGUUCCAUAUGGAAUUGUCUGAGAUUACUUUUUUUUCUUCAUAAAAUUUGUAGUUUACGAUCCUCUCCUAGAAGAUGGUCCGGUCCGAGUUAUAUUUUUGUUGAUACUACCAUAAACUAUCAAAUGUAGUGUUGAAAUCAUAUUCAUUAUUCAACAAUAAAACUGAGGGAUGUGCAGAAUUUUCAAGCACUCA
Molecule: messenger RNA, 783 nt
Organism: Salvia miltiorrhiza (redroot sage)
Lineage: Eukaryota; Viridiplantae; Streptophyta; Magnoliopsida; Lamiales; Lamiaceae
Product: V-type proton ATPase subunit G-like
Exons: 4
Coding region: 243-575 (110 amino acids)
Biological process (GO): proton transmembrane transport
Cellular component (GO): vacuolar proton-transporting V-type ATPase complex
Molecular function (GO): proton-transporting ATPase activity, rotational mechanism
Source: RefSeq, a predicted model, not a curated record